GCUCCUUUCCUAAGGCUUCACCGUAGGCAUCCGGGAAUAUGCCUUCACAGAGGCUGGAGAGUGCUUAGAGGUGGAGUCCCAACUCAGAAUGGGAAAGCCAUGCUCGUUCAUCUGAAAAGCACUGACAUUGUGGAAAACAAGAAAAAGAUGUUAGCGGCGCGGGCAAGGGAGGCGAAGCAGGCGCGGCUUGGCCACCUCAAGCCGACAGACAAGGAAGGACCGGCUGCGACACGAGGAAGAAGGCCCGUUGCCCGGGCCGGGUGCUGUCUUCGCUGGUUCCCGGGUUCUCCCGCUGGCUCUCCGACCGCUCCCUGCCUCUCCUCCCCCAGGGACCGGGAACUGCGCCCUCAUGGCUGAGGUGAAGGUGAAGGUGCAGCCGCCCGACGCGGAUCCGGUGGAAAUAGAAAACAGAAUUAUAGAAUUAUGUCAGCAGUUCCCUCACGGAAUCACAGACCAAGUAAUUCAGAAUGAAAUGCCUCACAUAGAAGCCCAGCAACGGGCAGUGGCCAUCAAUAGACUGUUGUCCAUGGGUCAGUUGGAUCUCUUAAGGAGCAAUACUGGCCUUCUGUAUAGAAUAAAGGAUUCUCAGAAUGCUGGCCCUGUCUCAUUCUUUUUAAGUAAAAUGAAAGGAUCAGAUAACCAAGAAAAGCUAGUAUAUCAAAUCAUAGAGGAUGCAGGAAAUAAAGGAAUAUGGAGCAGAGAUAUCCGAUACAAGAGUAACUUGCCAUUAACAGAAAUUAACAAAAUUCUAAAGAACUUGGAAAGUAAAAAGCUUAUCAAAGCUGUUAAGUCUGUGGCAGCCUCAAAAAAGAAGGUGUAUAUGCUCUAUAACCUGCAGCCAGACCGGUCUGUGACUGGUGGAGCCUGGUACAGUGACCAGGAUUUUGAAUCUGAAUUUGUAGAGGUGCUUAACCAACAGUGUUUUAAAUUCCUACAGACCAAGGCAGAAACAGCACGAGAAAGCAAACAGAAUCCGAUGAUACAAAGAAAUAGUUCAUUUGCUUCAUCACAUGAAGUGUGGAAAUAUAUCUGUGAAUUGGGGAUCAGUAAGGUAGAGUUGUCCAUGGAGGACAUUGAAACCAUCUUGAAUACGCUCAUUUAUGAUGGGAAAGUGGAGAUGACUAUCAUUGCUGCAAAAGAAGGCACAGUUGGCAGUGUAGACGGACACAUGAAACUGUAUAGGGCAGUCAAUCCAAUCAUCCCACCCACAGGUUUGGUCCGGGCCCCCUGUGGACUCUGCCCGGUUUUUGAUGACUGCCAUGAAGGUGGUGAGAUUUCACCAUCUAAUUGUAUUUACAUGACAGAGUGGCUCGAAUUUUAAUAGAGAGCUAUGAACUUUACUGACAUUUUGCAAAUGAAGUUACUUCAGGAGCAAAUAAUUUAAUUCAUGAUGGAACAUCAAAUUCCCAGGAAAGCCAACUUCACAAUAAUGGAUACAGACUUGCUGCUCUGAAAAUAUAUUUUAUUAUCUAUGAAGACUAAAUUUAUAUUGGUAGAGUAGCCAACAGACUAUGAAGCAGGUAAGGUUAGUAGUGAAAUCCACUCUUAAAUAAAUAAAAUACUUUGAAGUUCUGGAGGACCACCUUCUGAAGCUUUCACGACUUUUGAUGUUUCAAGGAAAAAGAAACCAACAAAUCCAUGUUUACCAAGUACUAUGACAAUGGCUAGAGCUUAAAAAUGCCCAUUAUGAGAUAUUUAUUAAGGUCUUCAUUGGAAAUUUUUUAUAUCUGGUUCACUAUCACCAUUUCUGUUUUCUAUUUUCUCAAUGGUUUCAUUGAGAAGAAAUUAAAAGUGGCAAAGGCAGGAAUUGCAGGAGAGUAUACACAAACUUGGGGCAUGACUGGGGAGGAAGUGGAACAUCCCUUUUCCACACACUAUUAAUUCCUUUUUAUGUCAGAAAUAUUCUUUCAGAAGAUUAUGUCACUGUACUUACCUCAAACGCAAAUGAUGACUAUUGUCAAGGAUAUGUUUUCAGUGCAUAAAUAUUAUCAUUCUCAUCCUAAAGUGAGUAUUUUUCACUGGUCCUUCUUUGUUAAAGUCUUACAAGUUUCACUCUGUGGCUCAGUUGUAUUAUUUGCUGGAAUUCUCCCCUAGAUUCUUAUUAUUUAAUAAAAAUGAAAACUAAAAAUA
Ceratotherium simum simum (southern white rhinoceros) is the source of this 2130-nucleotide messenger RNA. The record is from RefSeq and is a predicted model, not a curated record. Lineage: Eukaryota; Metazoa; Chordata; Mammalia; Perissodactyla; Rhinocerotidae.